GCUGCCGGUCGCUGCUCGCCGAGGACGGAGGGGCCCAGGCGGAGAGAGAGCGACAUGUCCCGGCGCAAGCAAGCCCAGCCGCAACACCUCCGGGGCGGCCAGGAGGAGCGACGAGGCGGCCUCCUCCGCCGGGAUCAGCACGGCUCGGAGCACGGCGGGGAGCGAGAGGACUGCACCAGCGGGACUGGAAGUCCCCCCCAUGGCGAGGACACGCACGUUUGUGACAAAUGCUGCGCUGAGUUCUUCACCUGGGCCGAACUGCGGGAGCACCAGACGUCCUGCGCCGAGGAUCGCGCCGUUUUGAUCAUAAGGGAAAGCGAAGGGAUGCACUUUGACGGGGAACCUCUCUCUCCCGUCCCCAGCGUAGUGUCCAGUUACUCGUCUGCGGGGGACGCCGGCUUUGAGCUGGGAGAGACAGUCGUGACCGAUAAUGACAGUCUGGAUAAUGCAGAGGAAGGGCUGGAUGAAGCCAUGGAGCUUGGACAUGACCCACGGGACAAACACGCAAUCACCUCCAGCCCUCCGCUGCUAGAAUCCACCGUACCCACCCUGGUUUCAGCCACUUACAGCAUACCCAGCACCAAUGUGACUCUGGAGAUCCUUCAGAGCACCAGGGUGGCCGUCGCCCAGUUCUCCCAGGCGGUCGGCAGUAGCGUCGCUGGAGGGAAGGCCGCUUCAGCUGCCAUCCCCGUCAUUCUGGAGCACCUGCUCGCUCUGCAGCAGCAGCAAGUCCACCAGCUGCAGCUUAUAGAGCAGAUCUGCAGCCAAGUCGCCACUAUGAACAGGCAGCCAAGCCAGGGGGCGUUAAACCCAGUCUCCAGACCCCUGUCCAUCGCAGCUAACCCCUUCCCUUCAUCGAACCCCAUCUUGCCGCUGUCAGGAAGUACGCCCUCUAAUGUCAAUGACCAGGCUGCUGUUUUAGUGUCUGAAAAGUCACAAAGUCCCCGCUCAGAAACUAUAUGCAAGCAGUCGGUCUUUAGAGAUGCUGUAUGUUCUUCUGUUCCUUUUGAAAAUUCAACUCCAUUGCGCUCCACUUGCAGCAACAUCUCUGCACUGAUGUCUCCAUACACUGGCUUGCAUGCAAGCAACAUUAGCAGCUCUCAGACCCUGAGCGCCCCUAGUCCUCUCACCCUGGGCUCCCCCACUAGCUUCUCCUUCUUGCCUCAGAGCCCCCCCAGCAGCGUCAUCUUCCCAAAUCCCUUGGCCAGCAUCGCGGCCACGGCCAAUGCGCUUGACCCCCUUGCAGCCCUGAUGAAGCACAGGAAGGGGAAAUUACAGAAUGUGUCUUUGUUCGAAAGCAAGCCCGCCCCAGAGGAGCCUUUUUUCAAGCAUAAAUGUCGUUUUUGUGCCAAAGUGUUUGGCAGCGACAGCGCCCUGCAGAUCCACCUGCGCUCCCACACUGGAGAACGGCCCUUCAAAUGCAACAUCUGCGGCAAUCGCUUCUCCACCAAGGGCAACUUAAAGGUGCACUUCCAGCGGCAUAAAGAGAAGUAUCCUCAAGUUCAGAUGAACCCGUACCCCGUACCAGAGUAUCUGGACAAUGUGCCAACCACCUCUGGGAUUCCCUACGGAAUGUCUGUUCCCACAGAAAAACCUGUCUCUUCGUGGUUGGAUAGCAAACCUGUCAUUGCAACCCUGCCUUCCUCCAUGGGUCUUCCACUCUCCUCCACAAGAACCAGCAUGGGGGGCUUCAGUGAGCCUUCAAGUGUAGCACCAUCUGUUCCGUCCCUCUGCCAGCCAGCUUCUGCUGAGUGUGUGUCACCAUGCUGGAGAGGCUGUGAGGCUCGUUCGUCUCCACUUUUAGAGAAUCGGCUGUCACACCAUGAACUAGAAGGGUGUAAUAUUCUCAAAACAGAGGUGGUGCACCUGCCUCAAAGCUGCCCCCAGAUUCUAAGAGGCACUCCAGCAACCAGUAGCGCGGUACCAUCUAUGGCCUCCACGCCUGAACCUGUAGCAUCAGCGUCCCCUGCCUCCAGCUCCCUCUCGCCCCUACCAGUAAAUCCAGAAGAGGUGUCACUCUCCCCCGGUGACCCUCUGGACUCUAUGCAAACCUCGGAAACCUCAAAGCUCCAGCAGCUUGUGGAGAACAUUGACAAAAAGAUCACAGACCCCAACCAGUGCGGCCUGUGCCACCGUGUUCUCAGUUGCCAGAGCGCUCUGAAAAUGCACCACCGCAUUCACACGGGCGAGAGGCCCUUCAAGUGCAAAGUGUGCGGCAGGGCCUUCACCACCAGGGGCAACCUGAAAACUCACGUCGCUGUUCACCGAGAGAACCCGCCCGUCCAGGUGCAGCACUCGUGUCCCAUCUGCCAGAAGAAGUUCACCAACGCCAUAGUCCUUCAGCAGCACAUCCGCAUGCACAUGGUCGGGGAGACUCCAGAGUCGGCGCUGCUGGACAGGCUGCAGGAGUUUGAUGGAGAUAUGAAUGAGAUGAGCUUUGAUAGUCCCAGCAGUAAUGACCAAGACCUCACUGAUGAUGUUUCCAUGGAGGAGGAUGAUGCAGAGGAAGUACAUGAUGUAGACAAUGGGGCACUGUUCAAUUCCCCUAAAUCAUCACCUCCUGCUGAAAACCAAACAAGUCUGAUUGACUCCACAAUGAACCUCAGCACUUGCUUUGGCCGUAAAUCCUUCACAAACGUCUACAACGACUACGGUCAGCUGCAAAUUAAAUGCUCUGUGACGGAGAAAGAGAUGGAGAACCUGGGUGAACACAGCCCUGCAACUCCGCCUCUAUCGCCAGUACGACUGGCUGUAAACCACGGGAUAGACUCUCAAAAACAUUUUUUUGCCUCUGUAAAGAAAGAACAACUGCAAUCUCCUGCUUCUGUACUCUUGGAAAUAAGAGAGACGCAACCCACCAAACUGUGCGCAAAAGAAGAGAGGACUCACUGCGCAUCCAUCCAACCAAGACAAAUAGGGCUUCCCAGCCUGACCAACGCAUCUUCCAGGUCGAUAAAAAUGGAGGUGAACAGUCACACCGAGGGCCAGCACCCAUCUUUUGGUGUGCACAUUUCAACAACCUAUCCGUCGGUCACCAGCCCAGUAAUAUCCUCCCUGCUUGGUCCGGCGCCCCCUCGCCGCACACCCAAGCAGCACAACUGCAACGUGUGCGGGAAGAACUUCUCUUCGGCCAGCGCCCUCCAGAUCCACGAGCGCACGCACACCGGAGAGAAACCAUUUGUCUGCUCGGUCUGCGGCAGAGCCUUUACCACCAAAGGCAAUCUGAAGGUUCAUAUGGGAACGCACAUGUGGAACAACACACCAGCCAGAAGGGGCAGGCGGCUAUCCGUGGACAACCCCAUCGCACUCCUGGGCGGCGACGCAAUGAAGUUCGGAGAAAUAUUCCAGAAGGACCUAGCUGCCAGAGCUAUGAACGUAGACACAGGGUUUUGGAGCCGCUACGCCAGCGCCAUAACCAACAGCCUGGCCAUGAAGAACAAUGAGAUCUCGGUGAUUCAGAACCGAGGGAUCUCGCCGCUUCACCCGAUGACCGCAGUCGCGGACAGAAUGAAUGCUGCAGCCAGUCCAAUGGCAAGUCUGUCCAAAAACGGCAUGGAACUGGGAAACAGCAGGCAUUUUUCUAUGCUGAUUGACGACAGUAAAGAAAUUGGAAUCAACUGAUGCAAUCUAUUA
Molecule: messenger RNA, 3633 nt
Organism: Nerophis lumbriciformis (worm pipefish)
Lineage: Eukaryota; Metazoa; Chordata; Actinopteri; Syngnathiformes; Syngnathidae
Gene: sall3b
Product: spalt-like transcription factor 3b
Biological process (GO): regulation of transcription by RNA polymerase II
Cellular component (GO): nucleus
Molecular function (GO): DNA-binding transcription factor activity, RNA polymerase II-specific; RNA polymerase II cis-regulatory region sequence-specific DNA binding
Source: RefSeq, a predicted model, not a curated record